AAAAAUUUCGCUGUAUGCGGAUACCAAGCAGCAUCAUCCACCAAACCAACGGCUAAUCCACUGCCCCUCUCGACCCCGAGUCGCACACGCACACCCAACCCACACGUACUAGAGACUGCUUCUGCGCAUGUCUCUUUCGGCCCUCGUCAACAUAGCUGAUCCGACCCCGUUCGCCCGCCCGCCGCACAACCAUUAACCACCCCCUCGCCCAGUCCCCGCACCACCGUCACCAUGGCUACCGUCAACAUUCGCCGCGAUGUCACCGACCCCUUCUACCGCUACAAGAUGGAGCGCAUCCAGUCCAAGAUCGAAGGCAAGGGCAACGGCAUCAAGACCGUCAUCGUCAACCUGAGCAGCGUUGCUCAGUCCCUCGCCCGCCCGCCCGCUCACGUCAUCAAGUACUUUGGUUUCGAGCUGGGCGCCCAGACCAACACGAGCCCCAACGACGACCGUUGGAUCAUCAACGGCGCCCACGACGCCAGCAAGCUCCAGGACUACCUCGACGGUUUCAUCUCCAAGUUUGUCCUCUGCAAGAAGUGCAAGAACCCCGAGACCGACGUGCAUAUCAAAGAUGGCAACAUCACGCUCGACUGCAAGGCUUGCGGAAAGAUUUCCGACGUAGACCCCCGCCUCAAGCUCAGCUCCUUCAUCCUGAAGAACGAACCCAAGAAGGGCAAGAAGGACAAGUCCAGCAAGAAGGCUGAGCGCCGUGCCCGCAAGGAGGCUGAAGCCCGCGGUGAGGCUACCUCCCCCGACGGCGGCAGUCCCGGUGACAGCGCUGAGGAGAACGGUGAUGAUGGUGACAUGGCACUCGAGGCCGGCAGCGACGACGAGUUGACCCGCCAAAUCAACGAGGGCGCCAAGGAGAUUGAUGAGGAGGAUGCCAAGGAAGUUGAGUGGUCCAUCGACACUUCGGAGGCGGCCAUCAGGGCUCGUGCCCAGGACCUUCCCGACGACCUCAAGCGUGCCCUUGUCAUUGAGGAUGAUGACGAGGGCGGCUCCAGCUACGACACUUUCGGCAAGUGGAUCAUCGACACUGGCGCGGAGAAGGGCGGUGUUGAGAAGCUUGACAACGUUGACAUCUACGUCAAGGCCAAGGAGCUCGGCAUCGAAACCAAGCACCGCACGCUUACCGUCAUUCCCCAGACCCUCUUCACCGAGAAGAUCGUCAAGCAGAUGGAUGGCCGCGCUCCCAUGCUCAAGAAGAUGAUCACCUCGGACAAGCAUGAGAAGGCUUUCCUUGGUGGCAUUGAGCGCUUUGUUGGCAACGACAAGCCCGAGCUCAUCCCUCAGGUCUCGGCUAUCCUACUGAAGGUGUACGAGAACGAUCUCGUCUCGGAAGACCAGCUUAAGGGUUGGUGCUCCAAGGCCAGCAAAAAGUAUGUCGACCUCAAGGUCAGCAAGUCUGUCCGCAAGUCGGCCGAGCAGUUCAAGGAGUGGCUUGAGAAUGCGGACAGCGACGACGAGGACUCCGAGUAGGACCUCGACUGCAGCGACACGUGCAUGGUAAAAGUACGCGGAAUGUCCAACUGUUGUCAGUCAUUACCUUUGGUCUUGCUUGUCUUGUUUUGUUUUGUUUCAGAAGGCGUGUAGGUAACUCUACUCCUGUUUGCGACACACGUUUGGGCCAGUCGCGAUGACAGCCUCGUAUUCUUCUCCCCUCUAGAUAGCCUACUAAAGAAAUCUUGCUUUCGCACUACCUCGCUUCAGUGACCUGCAUUGCUAUACAUGAGCCCCACUUACCGUUCGCCGUUGCUAUUUCCUUCCACCAGGUGCUCGGGCCCAUCACUAUUAUACGCCCGAAGUUUCUGCAUGCAUUGUGGCGAACGCAUUGGAUUUGUGACAAUAGUUCCAUCCGGGCACGUAAAUGCAGCCGCAUGCCCCACCCCAAUGAUCGAUCUUCGCUAAAGCACUGCAAUCUCACCACGUAGUCUUGCCUCCGGUCCACU
This is a messenger RNA of Alternaria rosae, 1949 nucleotides long. Its product is annotated as domain found in IF2B/IF5-domain-containing protein. The transcript has a single exon. Gene Ontology annotation, molecular function: eukaryotic initiation factor eIF2 binding; GDP-dissociation inhibitor activity; translation initiation factor activity. The coding region runs from base 232 to 1479 and encodes 415 amino acids. Lineage: Eukaryota; Fungi; Ascomycota; Dothideomycetes; Pleosporales; Pleosporaceae. Gene Ontology annotation, cellular component: cytosol. The record is from RefSeq and is a predicted model, not a curated record. Gene Ontology annotation, biological process: translational initiation; formation of cytoplasmic translation initiation complex; formation of translation preinitiation complex.